Molecule: messenger RNA, 1796 nt
Organism: Ictalurus punctatus (channel catfish)
Lineage: Eukaryota; Metazoa; Chordata; Actinopteri; Siluriformes; Ictaluridae
Product: cell surface A33 antigen
Exons: 8
Coding region: 41-1039 (332 amino acids)
Source: RefSeq, a predicted model, not a curated record
GGAAACUUAGCUCUUCACUUGACACACUUCUCACACUCACAUGAUGAUGACGACGAAGUUGUUCCUUCUAAUGAUAUUCUUCACAGUAAAGCAAUCAGUUUCUCAGGCUGUCAUCUCAGUGGAUAAUGUGUCUGUACAACAAGGAAAGUCCAUCAUCAUUCCUUGUUUAUAUAAUGCAAAAUAUAUUAAUAAUCGAAAGUACCUGUGUUAUAAAUAUUUAUGGACAUUCUGCAAAGAUGUUCAGCAAAGGAAAGGCAGAAAGGUGUUCGUCUCGGAUGACAAAACCCAACAUAUAUUUACUGUGACUAUGAAGAAUGUAACAGCUAGUGACACUGGUAAUUAUUGGUGUCGUGUUGGAUCUAAUGUCAAAAAAAAAAUUCGACUACAAGUAACACAAGCUACUCCUCAGCUGUAUGUGAAUGCUCAGAUGGUAACUGGAUAUGAGGGCAACAAUGCUGUGAUUUCCUGCCAUCAUCAAACCAAGAAACCAAAAGAAUGGUGUAAGAUUGGUGGUGCAUGUGUGAGCACUACUGGAAACAUCAGUGGUGCCUGGGUUCAGCUCAGCAGUAUAGACGGGGGUUUUAGUGUGACCAUGAGCAAGCUGACGAUGGACAACACAGGAUGGUACUGGUGCUCAGCAGGAAAUGAACAGAUGCCUGUUCACAUCACUGUGCUAAGCAGAAAACCCAACAGGGAGAGACGCUCAUUUGCAUGGCUGGUAUUUUUGGGAUUGCUGAUCACAUUAAUUUGUAUGGCUGUGAUUGUGUUCAGGAAAUAUAAAAAAAAAUGUCAAAUAUUGUCAUUGCGCAAAAGGCCUGAGAAUACAUAUGUAAGCAUGAAAAAAACAAAACUACAAACAAAGCAAGACGAUGAAGAUGAAAACGUUGAAGCUCAAGAGUAUGAAAUUAUGUCCAGUCCCAUGCAAAGACUGGAGGUUCAGGAGAAGAACCCUGAAGGCAAUGAAUCACCAAAGACUGACGGAGGUCACAUUACGUACAAAGUUGACGUUGUUCCUGAAGGACCUUACUGCACCUGCUGAAUGUGAUUUUCUUUACUUUAAUAUGAAGUCUAAAGAAAUACUUUUCCAUAAGCAGAACUGAAGAACCAUGCAGAGCUGUCCAAGAUCAGAUUCGCCAAAAGUUUACGUGUAUUUUUCAAAUACCUUCCAAAGAAUAAACACAUCAACAGAAUGAAUAUUUUAUAACACGCUAAAAUCUAGUCACACAGAGUACUGCUGCUUCAUAACUAAUUUAAAAUGUUUUUAUCUUUGCCUCUAAUCUGACAGCACAAGGCAAGGGCGUCUGUGUUUACUGUGUAAGAGAACUCUAUGAAAGCAGGGAGCUACACUUUAAUACUGCAUGUGGUGACUCAUUUUUCCUCAACAAUGUUCAGGAAAGCAUUGCACUGAGCUCGACUGAACGCCAUUAUUGCAAUUGUGCAACUUUUUUGACGUUGCAGUUGCACUUGUCCUCAAGAGGGCCUCAGUGAUAUUUGUUUAGCUUCAAUUGAGUACGGUAUAUAAUUGUUUGGUAUACAUUUAUACAUGGUGUAAAUAUGCAAACCAGCAUUAGUCUAUGGUCUUCAGGUUAUUAUAUUACAUAUUCUCUAAGUACUUUGUAUCAGUUCAUGUUUUCCAAGUUGGUCUGGAUAAAUGUAUCUGCCAACUGAUUCAUGAUAAUGUAAAUAAACAUGUAUAGGGAAAAGAAAGAUAUAUUAUACUUUGUUAUAUGCUUUGUAAGUCGCGUUGGAUAAAAGCGUCUGCUAUAUGAAUAAAUGUAAUUAUUGCUGAAUUCUCA